AAAAGAAAAUAAAAAUAAAAAGAACAACAAUGCAGCAAAAACUGAUUUUGUACAGCGUUGUUAUAUCAUUUUUUAUUAUAAAUCCUGUCACUCACGCCAUACAGGCGCGCAGCGAUAAGGAGCAGGCCCAAACGGUUGUCUCCGGCACGGCCGUGCAGUCGGUAGUUCCCGUCCAAGCACAAUCUCAAUCGCAGUCACAACAAGCGGGCUCCAAUUCAGCUGCAUCGACGGUGUCCUCGGCCUUCAAUCCAUUGGGACCGAAUGUGAUGUGCUCGUUUCUGCCUCGCGACUUCUUGGAGUGCAAGGAGCCAAUUGAUCAUCGCAAUAAUGAGACGGCUAAGCAGGUCAAGGGCUACGGCUGUCUACGAUUUGGAGGUUCCGCCUAUGAGGAUGUAGAGCACACCAAGGUGCAAUGUACGGUCUACACCGACAUCGAUUGCUACGGUGCACGCACAUUCUUCCGGGAGGGUGUGCCCUGUGUACGCUAUACGGAUCAUUACUUUGUGACCACACUGAUAUACAGCAUGUUGCUGGGAUUUCUGGGAAUGGAUCGGUUUUGUCUCGGCCAAACGGGCACUGCUGUGGGCAAACUAUUGACAAUGGGCGGCGUGGGUGUGUGGUGGAUCAUUGAUGUGAUAUUGUUGAUAACGAAUAAUCUGUUACCGGAGGAUGGUAGCAAUUGGAAUCCCUAUGUUUAAACUUUAAACUGUGGCGCACUUUGAUGUGAUAAUACUUAGUGGCAGAACUGUUGUAAAUAAAUUAUAUUUUAAGCAGAGAAUUUAUUGUCUAUCUAAGCACCUAAUUUAUUGCAAAUCUACACACAUUUCUCUAAUUCAUAAGAAAUAAAGGUACAAUAAUGUUAAAC
Drosophila innubila is the source of this 865-nucleotide messenger RNA. RefSeq names its product TM2 domain-containing protein CG11103 (gene amrt). The coding region runs from base 30 to 698 and encodes 222 amino acids. The record is from RefSeq and is a predicted model, not a curated record. The transcript has a single exon. Lineage: Eukaryota; Metazoa; Arthropoda; Insecta; Diptera; Drosophilidae.